CCAGAAUGGAGCAUCAGUUUCAGUGGAGUCAAGCUUCCAGCAGCAAUACGACACAGAGUUCCUUUAAUCAGUUCAUCAUGCGCUACGCCCUACUCGUUGUCUUCCUGUGCGGACUCCUCUUCGCCUUUGUCUCCGCCGGAGGCGGGGGUGGUGGUCAAGGAGGUUGGCAGAAGAGCGGUGGCGGCGGCGGUGGCCAAGGAGGCUGGCAGCAAGGAGGCGGCGGUGGUGGCCAAGGAGGCUGGCAGCAAGGAGGCGGCGGCAGGGCCCAAGGGGGCUGGCAGCAAGGAGGCGGCGGUGGUGGCCAGGGAGGCUGGCAAAAGAGCGGUGGAGGUGGUGGCAAACACGGCGGUGGUAGUGGCCAGGGAGGCGGCAAGCAUGGCGGCGGCGGCUGGUAAUAGAUAUCCAACCCAAUGCUACACAUCCAAACGAGUCCACGAUCACCCUCCAGCGAUUAACCCGGCCAAGAUAUGGACACCCAACAAACCCUUCUCACAACUUUACUUCUGAUUUCUCCUGUUUCUAACUGUAUUAAUAAAGAAAGCUCUGCUUAUCAUUGUAAAAGCUAAA
This is a messenger RNA of Drosophila subobscura, 567 nucleotides long. Its product is annotated as glycine-rich RNA-binding protein 7. Lineage: Eukaryota; Metazoa; Arthropoda; Insecta; Diptera; Drosophilidae. The transcript has a single exon. Bases 6 to 395 code for a protein of 129 amino acids. The record is from RefSeq and is a predicted model, not a curated record.